AUGAUCGCCGCGCAGGCCAAGCUGGUCUACCAGCUCAACAAAUACUACACGGAGCGCUGCCAGGCCCGCAAGGCGGCCAUCGCCAAGACCAUCCGGGAGGUGUGCAAGGUCGUGUCGGACGUGCUGAAGGAGGUGGAGGUGCAGGAGCCGCGCUUCAUCAGCUCCCUGAGCGAGAUCGACGCCCGCUACGAGGGGCUGGAGGUGAUCUCGCCCACCGAGUUUGAGGUGGUGCUCUACCUCAACCAGAUGGGCGUCUUCAACUUCGUGGACGACGGCUCCCUGCCGGGCUGCGCCGUGCUCAAGCUGAGCGACGGCCGCAAGCGCAGCAUGUCCCUCUGGGUGGAGUUCAUCACCGCCUCGGGCUACCUGUCCGCCCGCAAGAUCCGCUCCCGCUUCCAGACGCUGGUGGCCCAGGCCGUGGACAAGUGCAGCUACCGGGACGUGGUGAAGAUGAUCGCGGACACCAGCGAGGUGAAGCUCCGCAUCCGGGAGCGGUACGUGGUGCAGAUCACGCCCGCCUUCAAGUGCACCGGGAUCUGGCCCCGCAGCGCGGCGCAGUGGCCCAUGCCCCACAUCCCCUGGCCCGGCCCCAACCGAGUGGCGGAGGUGAAGGCGGAGGGCUUCAACCUGCUCUCCAAGGAGUGCUACUCGCUGACGGGCAAGCAGAGCUCGGCCGAGAGCGACGCCUGGGUGCUGCAGUUCGGCGAGGCCGAGAACCGGCUGCUGAUGGGCGGCUGCAGGAACAAGUGCCUCUCGGUGCUGAAGACGCUGCGCGACCGGCACCUGGAGCUGCCCGGGCAGCCCCUCAACAACUACCACAUGAAGACGCUGCUGCUGUACGAGUGCGAGAAGCACCCGCGGGAGACCGACUGGGACGAGGCGUGCCUGGGCGACCGGCUCAACGGCAUCCUCCUGCAGCUCAUCUCCUGCCUGCAGUGCCGGCGCUGCCCCCACUACUUCCUGCCCAACCUAGACCUCUUUCAGGGCAAACCCCACUCGGCCCUGGAAAGCGCUGCCAAACAGACCUGGAGGCUAGCCAGAGAAAUCCUCACCAAUCCCAAAAGCCUCGACAAGCUAUAGGGUUAACACCCCCGCGCACAAAACUCGCCCUCCGUAAACAACAACA
Gymnogyps californianus (California condor) is the source of this 1126-nucleotide messenger RNA. It is a transcript of the gene MAB21L2, whose product is annotated as mab-21 like 2. NCBI's taxonomy places the organism in Eukaryota, Metazoa, Chordata, Aves, Accipitriformes, Cathartidae. The transcript has a single exon. The coding region runs from base 1 to 1080 and encodes 359 amino acids. The record is from RefSeq and is a predicted model, not a curated record.